This is a messenger RNA of Apus apus (common swift), 4104 nucleotides long. RefSeq names its product zinc finger CCCH-type antiviral protein 1-like. The transcript has 14 exons. The coding region runs from base 248 to 2458 and encodes 736 amino acids. Gene Ontology annotation, molecular function: NAD+ poly-ADP-ribosyltransferase activity; metal ion binding. The record is from RefSeq and is a predicted model, not a curated record. NCBI's taxonomy places the organism in Eukaryota, Metazoa, Chordata, Aves, Apodiformes, Apodidae.
CCCCAUGGGUGGCUUCCAAGCUGAAGAAGCCUCCGGGCGGCGGCGGCCGGGCCCGGCCGGGCGGCAACUUCUCCGGCCGAGUUCCCGCCUCCCCCCUCGCCCCCAGCUCCCGCCCGCCGCCUUCGCUUUCGAUUCCCCAGCCGGCAGGCCGAGCUGCUCCGCCCCGGCCCUUUAGUUUUCGCUUCCUCAGCCGGCAGGCCGAGCGGCUCCGGCGGCCGCCCCGCGCUGCCCCGCGCCGAGGCGCACGAUGAGCGACCCGGCGGUGUGCUGCUUCCUCACCCGCACCCUGUGCGCCCAGGGAGGGCGGCUGGCCAUGCCGGAGCUCCAGAAGCACGUCGGCCUCUCGAUGCAGCAGCUGGAGGAGACGCUGUCGGCGGCAGGUCCCCAGCGCUUCCUGGUGCUGCGGGACGGCAGCGGCGGCGCCGAGGUGCUGGCCGUGUCGGCCGUGCGGGUCUGCACCCGCCAGCAGUGCGGGGGCUGCGACCGGCUGCACCUCUGCAAGCUGCACCUCAUGGGCAGGUGCAACCGGGGGCCCAGAUUUUGUAAGUACUCCCAUGAUAUCAUCAAUGCUGAGAACAAAAAAGUUCUAAAGACUCAUGAGCUGUCUGGCCUCGAAGAAAAUGAGCUGCAAGUCCUGCUUCUCCAGAAUGACCCUUUCUUCCUCCCUGAUGUCUGUCAGUUUUACAACAGAAAGGAUAAUGUCUGCAACCAGCAAAGCAACUGCAACAAGCUUCAUAUUUGUGGACACUUCCUCCAGGGGCAGUGUAGAUUUCUCUCAUGCAAGAGGUCCCAUAACCUUUUGGAUAGCCAUGCCUUGAGAGUUUUGGACACUGGAGGCAUUAGCAUGAACAUAGCUUCAAACAUCCAGACUAUAUGUAGUCACAAGCACGUGGCAUUCAACAACGAUCUGAAGCAGCAGAAAAUGUACAAGCCGAGACCAAAUUUGAGAAUAAAGACAUAUACAAAGAGUCAGGAACUGAUGGUACCUUCACAAGCAGUGAGCUCCGUGUCGCGUGUGCCACCUUCAGAAGGUCCUGGUAGUGAUGUACCUGAUCAGAGCCAACACCAGUUGCCAGCAGGAGCCAGAGGUGGUGAAGACAAAGAUAAAAAAGAUGAUUCCUCUGCAAAAGCUUCAGAGGAAGCCAAAGAAGAAAACUAUGAUGAGAUAUGUGUGUACAACAUCUGGAAGUACUGCAAAAACAAUGAUAAAUGCAGAUUUAUUCAUUACCAUUUGCCAUACCGAUGGCAGGUUUAUAAUGGGAUCACCUGGAAUGACCUUGCCAUGAUGGAGGAAAUUGAGAAGGCCUAUUGUGACCCAAAAAACACCAGCAUAGCACAUAGGAGCAUUAAUUUCCAGGCAAUGACUGCUGGUGAUUCAUUGCUUCGGCGGCUCUCUACAGUGUCAUCAGUCACAAAACCCACAUUUGUCCUGACCACGAAGUGGAUUUGGUAUUGGAGGAAUGACCAAGGCCAGUGGAUUGAAUAUGGAGAACAGGGAGAAGGGGACAGUGUGAACUCGCCAUCUUCUGAUGUUAUUGAGGAUUUGUAUCUAGCAGAUCCAGCUGCCACCAUACCUUUCAAGGCUGGCUUGUUCAAUUACCAGCUGAAUUUUAAAGAUAUGAUCCAAACAAACACCUCUUUUAAAACUCAAAGACUGGUCCGCAGGCGACCAAAGUUUGUGUCUUCUGAAGAUGUGCAGAAGAUAAAGAAAGGCCUGAGGGAUUCUUCCAUUCCAAAUAAAACCUGCCCUGUCCACUGGGAUCCAUCUGCACAGCCUGACUUGGGAUACAAGGCAGUGGUGAUCAGUAAUACAACGUAUGAAUACAACAAAAUAAAGCAGCUGUUUCUUCAGACUAUGAGAAGCUACAAUGUCCUUAAAAUACAGAGGAUUCAGAAUCCAUCCCUCUGGAAAGUGUUUCAGUGGCAAAAGGAGCAGAUGAAAAGGCAAAAUGGAGGGAAGGAAGUAACUGAAAGGCUCCUGUUCUUUGGAACCAACAUUUCCUUCAUAGAAACCAUCUGCAUUCACAACUUUGACUGGAGAAUUUGUGGAAGCAAUGGAGCUAAUUACGGAACUGGAAGUUACUUUGCUAGAGAUGCUUCCUACUCCCAUGCAUACUGCCAGCCUGCAGGGAAAACAAACACCAUGUUCGUGGCUCGUGUGUUGGUUGGAGAGUAUGUUAAAGGCAACACAGCCUAUGUUCGCCCCCCAAUGAAGUCUGGUGACAAGCAUCAGUUUUAUGACAGCUGUGUGGACAAUGAGUUUAGUCCCUCCGUUUUUGUUGUCUUUGAAAAAAAUCAGAUUUACCCAGAGUAUACAAUAGAGUAUAAUAAGGAGGAGAAGAAGGAGGAGAAGAAGGAGGAGAAGAAGGAGGAAAAGAAGGAGGAGAAGAAGGAGGAGAAGAAGGAGGAGAAGAAGAAGGAGGAGAAGAAGGAGGAAAAGAAAUGUAUUGUGUCUUAGAGAGAUCACAGCUGUUUAUCUUUUCUGUUUUGCAGGUGUUCUCACACCUGGCAACCUCUUUUUUUCAAAUACAGUCCUUUGGAAUGUUAAUCCAAAGACUUUCUGUAUCGAGGAGGGCUGGCAAGUCAGAUGUUGCAUUUGUUGAGACUAAUUGCCUUGUUUUCUCCUCUUCCUCUCGUAGGUGUAGCAUAGACUUUUGCAUACCCACAGCAGAAAAAUCAGUCAUGGGAUGGGAAAGCAUGUUGCAACUUUGGGUAAUUGUAAAUUGUGAUUGUAAUUGCAUUUUCUUAGAAACAGAGAGGACUUCUCUUUACAAACAAUUCAGUUAAGAGGAAAAUUAACAGUCCAGUAGUUUUUAGGCAAACUCUACUAUUUUUAUUAGUCAAAGAUUCUUUUCAGUACAGAAUAUGGCUGUUCUUGAUCCUCUUGUCUAUCACAAUUUUAAACAAGUCACUGUACGUAAGAAUGACUUGACAGUUUCUCAAGUGCUGUUUAUUAGUGCUGAUACUAGCUUCAAGUUUAAAGUGGUAAAACAAAACCAGUUCACAAAGCUUAUUUUAAAUCCACGUUGUAAGUUGUCAAGCGGAAAAGUUUCCGCUUUAUGAUGGCAGUUGCUGUUCAGAUCAGAAAAUUGCUGGAGUUGGAUCAAAUUCUUUUUGCACAUCUGCAGUAGCUUGCUUUGAGACCUAUACAGAAACAGAGCACAAGUGAAAUUGUGCAGAUCACAACCUAUGAAUAAGCAGGUACUAAAACUCGGUGGUUUGGCUACAACUGAUGCCACAGGUACAUAAAGGCUGUGUCACAGCCAACCAGGCUUUCAGCUGAACGUGGCCACUGAUUUUUCUCAAUAUGAACGUUUGUUUAGCAAAUGCUAUAGGGCAGGAGAAACAUCUUGAGAAGCACUGCUAUUUUCUGUCCUAUUUGCAUACAUUAAUUUUCGCUGUUCCAGAAAUAUGCCAUGCCUGGAAGGGACCAGUUAGGCUCUCUCAAGGCCAGUGGUAGAACUGCUGUCCUAAGACACUUCAUUUACGUGUUUUGUUGCCACUGUUGUGUUGGGCAACUCGCUGGGAACUCGCUGACAGGUGUAGUUUGUGUUUCGGGGUGUUUGUGGGUGAUCCUGGAUACUGCUUCCCUGGACUGUCAGUGAUGUACGACCCUAGUAACAGGGGUUAAGCCUUUUAUUAUUACUUGCUUUUUAUUGUCUUAAAAAUAUAGAAACUGUAGUGAGUUUUAAUAAGGAAUUUGUAAGUUAACCGAACUGAAGACCCUCUGUACAAUGAUGUCUUACUCAGGCAGUCUAGCUGUUAAGAGGGAAACUUGCUGAGGACAGAGCAGAAGUGAUUUCUCCUUUCAGACAAGCUUUACAGCAACACCAGUAGCCUCCCAGUUAUUUGCAUCUUUGUUACAAACCUGUCAAUCUCAUGUACUACUCAAAGUUUGCAAGUUACCCAAAGCACAAGAAAAUAUUUAAAACUACGAAAUCUGAUUAAAAUUACUGUCUUAGAACUAAAUGAAACAUCAGCAAUGCAUUAAAAGUGGAAGAUUUUACUACUUCUAAAAGUCUCUCUCACUUUUGUUUGCCUGUGGAGUUCCUGAAUCCUUGAAUUUUGCCAUAUAUUUGCAAAUAAAAUGUUUAGAUUUCCUUU